CCCUGCGAAUGGAUGGGCGGCGUGGCAGGACGUGUGGUGGGCAGCAGCGCACCACGGCACCACGGUGGGGCAGCACGAAGGGGUAGUUGUCCUGAGAGGACGGAGAGAGGAGGGCGCGCUGUGCCUCAACCAUUACCACCACCGCCACCACCACCAGGACAUUUUACACUACACUUUGAUACUACACUUUGAUACCACCACCAGGACAUUUUAUCACCCUCACUAACUUCUAGCCCUUCAGCCUCCUCACUCUCACGCCCCUCCUCCCUCAACAUCGCGCCUUUGUCAAGUUACACCACUUUGUGCCACCACUCUGUCCUUCACUCCCCCAGCCGCUCUCAAAACACCAGUGCCCAUCGGCAGCUCGCAGUGCACAGGAAACAGUUCUCUACAAAAGAUCUGAAAUGACCCGCUACUCUAUUACUGGCACAAUCAGUGCUUUUGUUUUCCAGUGACAAAAUAUUUCGUGAGAAAUUUAUAAUAUACGACAUCAGGGAUUAUAGAGUAACUGAACAUCGAGAUCCAACACUAAAGUUUUCCCCUAGACUGAAAAUUCAGAUGUCCGUGGAAUUAUAAGUCUGUCAUCCAAAUUGUGAUAAUCAAACGAGUUGCAUCAGUGUCAUUCAAAAAAGUGACAUCCAAACAGUGUCAUCCAACCUAUUUAUAUGCGUGUGAUAAAUAAAGUCCUAUGGUGCACGUGUCUACUAAGACCUCCAUCCAACAGCGCACAAUCAUAACCCAGCACAUGUUCACAGUCUCUUGAGGAGGCACAGCCGCCAUCCAGCUCCCGUCCCGCAGCAACAGAGGCAAAGAGGCAAAGCCACCACGCAACUCUCGUCCCGCAGCAGCAGCAGCAGAGACAAGGAGGCACAGCCGCCACGUAACUCCUUUCCCGCAGCAGCAGAGCAGAAGCAAGGAGGAUGUCAGGGACUGAGUGUGGCGCCCCUUUGGUGAUGGCCCUGGUGAUCACUCUCCUGCCUCAUCUCUCCCUAGCAAUGGGCGUGGCGUUCAUGCCAAAUAGUGAGGAAGGUCUGUCUGAGCUGAGCCAAGCCAUCCUGCAACUCACACAGAGGUUCUCCACAAUGGAGAUCAAUUUGGAGUCUCGCCUCAGCCGCCUCACAGACUCCGCCGCCAAAGGGGAGGCCCACUUCGCAACCCUUUCUUCGCGUCUCGCCAAGGUGGACUCGUUAGUGGAAAAAGUGGAGGCCCUGGACUCCCGCCUCACCCAGGAGACUUCCUCGCUACGCUCUACCAUCAACGCCACCAACACGGACCUCCAGGAAUUGUCAACAAGGCUGGACAGGAUGACGACGACCAGCGAGAUGCGUUUAAGAGGCGGAGAGGAGGAAGAGGAGGAAGAGAGAAACACAAGCCAACCUCUGACCAGAUCUAGGGAGCUCACUUCCUCGAACACCCAUCUUCCCAGUUCAUUGAUCACGCGUUACGUCGCCGAAGAAGUACAGAGGACCCUACCAGUGCUCCUUGACCGUUCCCUCGCCACCUUCCACGACUCCCUGUACAAAAGGCUGAGUGAGAGCGUGGGGCGGCUGCAGGAUGAGGUGCGGGAAGCCCGGGAGGACCUGGAGCAUUUGGGCACUCAGACGCUCUCUACGGCAACGAGCGCACGGCAGGACAUCAGGCAGGGCGGGAAAGCUACACAGGACGCAGUGACGGACAUAAAAAACAGGAUACAGUCCGUCCACCGCGACCUGGCCUUGCAGAUCACGUCAUCCCCGUCCCUCAGUAGCCUUGAACCCGUGCUGCGUCAAGUGAACCUUUCCGUGGUGGAGAGCAUCGCCAGGGCCGCCGCGGGGCUCAACGUGACGCUCCUUGGUGAGGCCUCCCGCAGGAGAGGAGUGUCUGAGGGGGAGGAGAGAGGAGACCGACCCGUACCUCCCAUGCACUGCCCUGACCCAACCACUGUCGCCGCUCUGUUGGAGAUAAAGCUGCUCCUUCAGUCGUUGUUGAGGAAGAGCGAGGACCUGCGCCGCGGCCUCACCAAGAAAACUAGUGAGGGAGUGGAGCUCCUCAAAUUCCUUCAUCAGCGUUUCGCCGUCCUGGUGCGCCGAAUGAACACCGACCCAGACUACGGUCAGGUGCUGGUGGACGAGAUGCAGAGCCUGGGCAACCUGGUGGAGUCAUCCUACACGGCGGUCAUGAUGGCGCAGACUGCCUUCAUAGACUCCUGCAAGCGUAUUCAGGAGGAGGAGCCGCUGUUGGAACGCAAAAUGACAUUGUUGCUUGAUAAACUUGUCACCAACAUCGACCUUGGAUACCGGCACAACCGGCAGCAGCUGUCAGAACUGAAGGAUGUGGUGACGAAGAUGGGUCAGCUCGGCACCGCGCCCAACGUCACCCAGGAACCCGCGACAACGCGCACAAAGGCUGAGGGACAGACGCUUGGUGACGCCGCCGCAGUGCCUGGCGAAAUGCAGAACGCCAUCCUGCAGGCAGUGGACGUCACCAAUCACACAGUAGCUCGGCUAGAGGAGGUGGAAGGCUACGUGGACACCGUAGCAGCUGAUCUCCUCAACACCGAGUGGAGGGAUAGCCGCCAGAAGGAUUCAGCUGACCAGCUGGUGACAGCGGCCAAGGAUCUCAAAGGGCACGCUCAAGAACAAAUCCUUCAGUCUCUCGACUUUUACGAGAUCCUCCUCAUGGUUCUCGAGCAAUUCAACGCAAAUUCUUCUGUCAAGGCCAGCCAGGACCAGCCCGUGGCUUCCACCACCAUGCCGCCUCUAGAGCUGCUCAGUGACGCCGCCCCCCUCACGCUUCCGUCAACCUGCACUGUAGCUCUCUUAGAGCAGAUCACCAGCAUGAAGAUGCGGCAGACGAGCGCCCUGGCCAACAGUGACGACACACCGCUUGCCGGAGCAGACCCAGGGCAGCAGGGCCAAGAGGAAAGGCAGAAGGACGUGUUGGAGGAAGAGGAGGUAGAGGAUAAGGGAGAUGACGAAGAGGAAGAGGAGGAUGUGCCAGCGUGGUACACUGACCCAGUGUUUCUCUCCGGUAACUACGGCACGCCAGACCGCGGGUUGCCGGUGUUCAGGGAGGAGGACUGGGUGGAUAUGGACGACGCUUACGACAACGAAUCCACCCCACCGCCCCCGCCCACCACCACACCCGCCACCACCUCACCCAGGCCUGGGACCACGGGGCUAGUCAGUCGCUACUUCGGGGUCCCGUAGUUCUCUCGCGUCGUAUCGCUUCGCUGGUACACCAUCACAUUUGCCGUUGUGACCGAGAGGUCUAAUAGCAUUACUUACACAGCUUUACAACAAUCAAAACACUCUACAACAUACCAAAACUUGUGAACUCAGCACAAACAACAAAAUGUGAUUAUCGGCAACAAUAUUUAUAACACAUAUUAUCACAGAAAUUGUAUAGCACUAUUAGUAACAUUUGUAGUAGUAGUAGUAGUAGUAGUAGUAGUAGUAGUAGUAGUAGUAGUAAUUCCAGUGAAAACAGCAAAAGUGAUACAAUGCUAGUGAUAGUAUAGUUGUAGAAGUAAGUAGUGAAAGUGACAGUGGAUGGAGUAGUAGAGGCCGUGGUGAAAGUCAAGUAGUUCAGCACGAGUAAUAUAAAUGACCCAUAACAUUAGUAAAAGUGAACGAUAACAAAGGGAGAUCAAUAGACACACUUAGAGAUUGAACCAGUAAACUAAGAAGAGAGAGAGAGAGAGAGAGAGAGAGAGAGAGAGAGAGAGAGAGAGAGAGAGAGAGAGAGAGAGAGAGAUGCUGGAAUGUCGAAGCAUGAACAGGGUGGACAAAACAGAAGGGAGAGAAAUGGCUCUGCUGGGCCCAGAGCACCGGAUAUAUGGCGACAGCAUGGCUGUCCGGUGAUCCACGAGAGAGAAGGGAGACCGCGAUGACGUGACCCUGCCGCUGGUAAACGCAGUAUAAUUAAUGACGGAAAAACGCACCUAAUACCGGAAAUACUCAACAAACUCCUAAAGCAAUAUCUAAAAGUCUCGAAUGUUAUCACAAAUAAUCCUUUACAUGACAUAAUUAUGAUGUCGCUCUUCAGUUUUAGAUUACAUACUUAUAGUACAUUGUUCUACCCAAAAUAAAUACAAUUACUACUG
Portunus trituberculatus (swimming crab) is the source of this 4084-nucleotide messenger RNA. RefSeq lists its product as uncharacterized. Bases 921 to 3188 code for a protein of 755 amino acids. The record is from RefSeq and is a predicted model, not a curated record. The transcript is spliced from 12 exons. Lineage: Eukaryota; Metazoa; Arthropoda; Malacostraca; Decapoda; Portunidae.